AUGCUUCGUGGCCUGAUCCACGGGUCUGGUGGCCUGACCCACGGGUCUGGUGGCCUGACCCACGGGUCUGGCGGGAUGAUCCACGGGUCUGGUGGCCUGACCCACGGGUCUGGUGUCCUGACCCACGGGUCUGGUGUCCUGACCCACGGGUCUGGCGGGAUGACCCACGGGUCUGGCGGGAUGACCCACGGGUCUGGCGGGAUGACCCACGGGUCUGGUGUCCUGACCCACGGGUCUGGUGGCCUGACCCACGGGUCUGGCGGGAUGACCCAUUGGUCUGGCGGGAUGACCCACGGGUCUGGCGGGAUGACCCACGGGUCUGGUGUCCUGACCCACGGGUCUGGUGGCCUGACCCACGGGUCUGGCGGGAUGACCCAUUGGUCUGGCGGGAUGACCCACGGGUCUGGCGGGAUGACCCACGGGUCUGGCGGUCUGACCCACGGGUCUGGUGUCCUGACCCACGGGUCUGGCGGGAUGACCCACGGGUCUGGUGUCCUGACCCACGGGUCUGGUGGCCUGACCCACGGGUCUGGCGGGAUGACCCAUUAG
Physella acuta is the source of this 549-nucleotide messenger RNA. RefSeq lists its product as uncharacterized. The record is from RefSeq and is a predicted model, not a curated record. Lineage: Eukaryota; Metazoa; Mollusca; Gastropoda; Physidae.